Scheffersomyces amazonensis is the source of this 604-nucleotide messenger RNA. RefSeq lists its product as uncharacterized. Bases 39 to 365 code for a protein of 108 amino acids. The transcript has a single exon. The record is from RefSeq and is a predicted model, not a curated record. Lineage: Eukaryota; Fungi; Ascomycota; Pichiomycetes; Serinales; Debaryomycetaceae.
AGCUAAGAUUUUUGAUAUAAGAAAAUCAUAUAGAAAAGAUGUUUUCAAGAGGUAUUAGAAAUAGUGGAAGAAUAGUGGGUAGAAGAUUCCAACAUCAUUCAGCCGGUGAAUCUAUUAGUACCAAACCAUUCAAUAAUAGAUAUAAUUUUAAUAUAAAUCCUCCACCAGUUCAUGAAUAUUGGAAUUAUCGUAAUGCUAGUGUUUUAAUUGCUAUUAUUCCUGUAUAUCUUGGAGUUGCUUACUUUGCCAAAUCACUUGGAGAAAAUCUUGAAGGUUUUGAAGGUUUAAGAAGUUUUGCUGAUAGUGAUAAAUCUCCAUUAAAGGAACUUAAAUUUGGAGAAGCUCAAACUUCCAAGUCCAAAUAGGAAACCCAGCAUAAAUAUUACUAUAAUCAACCACUUAAUUACUGUUUAAAAUUGAUACAAGUUAUCUAGCAAUAAACAGAAUUCAUCCAUGCAUCAUUCAUUUUCUCACGGUAAACAAAUAAAGAAAACAAUACCUAACUUAUAAACCACCAAUAUCAAACUACAAACUAACAACUGAAAACCGUAUCUAUGUACAUUUACAUACUUUUAUAUAUUUAAUCAUAUAACUCUUCGUCAUA